Molecule: messenger RNA, 1780 nt
Organism: Pristis pectinata (smalltooth sawfish)
Lineage: Eukaryota; Metazoa; Chordata; Chondrichthyes; Rhinopristiformes; Pristidae
Gene: slc35f4
Product: solute carrier family 35 member F4
Exons: 8
Coding region: 39-1574 (511 amino acids)
Cellular component (GO): membrane
Source: RefSeq, a predicted model, not a curated record
AGACGUGACGGCGCUGUAAUGGAGAGUGGGAGGAGGGGAUGAUCUUUUCGACAGCAGAGACUGACGGUAAGCAGCUCCUCGCUCACUCACAAAACCAUGCGGAGACUGUCGGACAUAAGUCUGCACCUGAAUCAGCUGAAGUAUUUGUCUCCUCCGUCCUCCGAAGACCAGCAGUGCUCCCGAUCCUUUAUGGACGUCAAGGCUGCAUCCAACGGGGUUUCCAGCAUCGAGGACAGGAUCUUACGGAUCACGGGAUAUUAUGGUUAUUACCCGGGAUAUUCGAGUCAUCAAAAUAUUUAUCUUUUGUAGGGGAUUGUUUCAUGAGUGCAGGUUGGUCUCUGGUACCUCAGCCAAUUGGUCGUUAUUCAUAUGCGCGCCUUGAUAAUGGAUGUUUGAUUAUGGAAGGAGAAGAAGCUUCAGAGAAUCGGAUUGAAAAUCUUAACCCUGAUAAUAGCGCUAAGACACGUUGUCAAUCAUGCACCUCGGUGUUCUUCAAGAUUUUCUGGGGGUUUCUGGUCAUUCUUUCUGUGUCAUCCUCCUGGGUUGGUACCACACAGAUUGUCAAAGUCACAUACAAGAACUUCCAUUGCCCUUUAUUUAUGACUUGGUUCUCUACAAAUUGGAACAUAAUGUUUUUUCCUGUGUACUACUCUGGACACCUUGCAACAGCACAAGAAAGACGGACAAUAAUUAAGAAAAUUAGAGAAUGCAGUAGGAUAUUUGGUGAAGAGGGACUAACUCUGAGACUCUUCCUGAAAAGAACAGCCCCAUUUUCUAUCCUCUGGACAUUAACUAAUUACCUAUAUUUACUUGCUCUGAAGAAAUUAACAGCCACAGAUGUUUCUGCUCUCUUUUGUUGCAACAAAGCAUUUGUCUUUCUGUUAUCUUGGAUUGUGCUCAAAGACAAGUUCAUGGGAGUUAGAAUAGUUGCUGCAAUCAUGGCAAUUACUGGGAUUGUAAUGAUGGCAUAUGCGGAUGGUUUCCACGGUGAUUCAAUCAUGGGAGUCGCACUGGCUGUUGGAUCUGCCUCCACAUCAGCAUUAUACAAGGUCCUAUUUAAAAUGUUUCUUGGAAGUGCAAAUUUUGGAGAAGCAGCCUAUUUCAUUUCUACUCUGGGUUUCUUCAAUUUAAUUUUUAUAUCAUCAGCACCCGUGAUAUUGUAUUUUACAAAAGUGGAGUACUGGUCCUCAUUUUCUGCUUUGCCAUGGGGUUACCUUUGUGGAAUUGCAGGGCUUUGGUUAGCUUUCAAUAUUCUUGUGAAUGUCGGUGUUGUCUUAACAUAUCCUAUACUUAUAUCCAUUGGAACUGUACUGAGUGUCCCUGGAAAUGCAGCUGUUGACCUCCUGAAACACGAGGUAAUAUUCAGCAUGGUGCGGUUGGCUGCAACAACCAUUAUAUGUGUUGGCUUCCUAUUGAUGCUACUUCCCGAAGAAUGGGAUGAGAUAACUUUAAAGUUUAUUAACAGAUUGAAAGAGAAAAAAAAUGAGGAACAAACAGAAGAUGUCACAGAGUCCAGUGUCCACACUCGGACCAGAAGCAGAGCAAAUGGUACAGUUUCAAUACCUUUGGCUUAAAAGCAGUCAUGUUUUUAAAUGCACGGGAAUGUAUAUUCUGUGAAUAUAAUUUAGUUUUGUGUAACACAGUAUGCUAUAAUGACAUUAAUUUUUGAAGCAGAUCUACUGUAUACAAUAUAAAUAUGAUACAGUUACACUAAAAAGAAUACAAUAUUGCAAUUUAAUCUUUAUAAAAUUAUAUGGAAAUGGGUGUUAAUGUCUAAUAA